UGGUAAGGUAGUUGAAACCUCCGCCCACUUUCGAUGAAUCCAAGAAUUCCAUUCUAUUUUCCUCCCAAAUCACACUCGAAAAACCACUCCACUUUCACAUCUCUCUUCUUUCUCUCUCACAUACGCACAGGAAAACAAUGUCUCAGCUCCUCCACACCACUUUCGUCCCCACCACGUCCCCCUCCCUACGUCGCCCACUAACCCGAACCGCCCACAACCCGACCUGGGCCCUCCAAAUCCACUCCAAGAUCCGAGAAAUUUUCAUGCCGGCGUUGAGCUCCACCAUGACGGAGGGAAAAAUAGUCAGUUGGAUCAAGUCGGAGGGGGAGAAGCUCUCCAAGGGCGAUUCGGUGGUGGUGGUGGAAUCCGACAAGGCGGAUAUGGAUGUCGAGUCCUUUUACGAUGGGUACCUCGCCGCCAUUAUGGUGGAGGAGGGACAUUCUGUUCCCAUUGGUUCCCCCAUUGCCCUUCUUGCUGAAUCGGAAGAUGAAAUCGCCGCGGCCCUAGCCCAGAAAACCUCCUCCUCCUCCGCCAUCACCACUCCCAACCCGGCUCCAGCCCCCGCCCCAGAUAGUAUUACUAGUGAUGAUACUCCCAGUGCCAUUACAAGUGCAAAUGUUAGUAGCAGAAGCUCUGUUGCUAAUGGUGCAAUGGGGUCCUCAGUGCACCCUGCAUCCGAAGGGGGGAAAAGGGUCAUGGCAUCGCCAUACGCGAAGAAAUUGGCAAAGGAAUAUGGGGUGGAUUUGAUUGGACUAGUGGGGAGUGGACCUAAUGGGCGGAUAGUGGCGAAGGAUGUGGAGGAGGCUGCAGCUGCAAAAGCAAGUGCAGGUGGUGCUAGUGAGGCUGCUAAGUCGAGUACUGUUGGUGCUGCUUUGGAACUGGGAUCGGUGGUUCCAUUUACAACAAUGCAGAGUGCAGUGAGUAGGAAUAUGUUGGAGAGUUUGGCUGUGCCGACGUUUAGAGUGGGGUAUACAAUUACCACAGAUGCGCUGGAUGCUUUGUACAAGAAGAUCAAGUCGAAGGGAGUGACCAUGACUGCAAUUCUAGCGAAGGCAACAGCGCUUGCACUGGUUAAGCAUCCCAUUGUGAAUUCUAGUUGUCGAGAUGGUAAGAGCUUUACAUACAACAGCAGUAUCAACAUUGCGGUUGCUGUUGCCAUUGAUGGUGGUUUGAUUACACCGGUGCUUCAAGAUGCUGACAAAAUUGAUAUAUAUUCCUUAUCAAGAAAGUGGAAGGAGUUAGUUGAUAAGGCACGAGCAAAACAACUGCAACCUCACGAAUAUAAUACAGGCACGUUUACCCUAUCUAACCUUGGAAUGUUUGGUGUUGACCGUUUUGAUGCCAUCUUACCUCCAGGAACUGGUGCAAUAAUGGCUGUGGGUGCAUCUCAACCCACUUUGGUUGGUACAAAGGAUGGUCGGAUUGGCCUGAAAAAUCAAAUGCAGGUAAAUGUAACUGCAGAUCAUCGUGUGAUAUAUGGCGCUGAUCUGGCAGCUUUCUUGCAAACCUUGGCCAAGAUAAUCGAGGACCCUAAAGAUCUCACUCUUUAGUUUCAUAUCGACACGGGAGGUUCAUGUUUUUGUUAGCUUAUUAGCUUUUCAACUAGUGCUCGAUGGAAUAACCUUGUCGAAGAAUUCAGAAGUUGAUCUCCUUCGGAAAAAGCUGGAAUUUGUUUUCUCGAGUUAAAACUGUUAAAUAGUUGCAUUCUCAUUCAUAGUUGUCUUCAUUAAGUGCUUUUUGUUGUUUCAUCGGUUCAUUAUAGAGUUUUGGCUAAAUUUGUUCAGUCGAUUUUAUUUCGCUUGGCCUGUCGAAGAAACUUGUGACACUGAAAUUGAGUCUCUUUUGAUUCAGUUAUAUCUUUCAUUUUCAAACCAUCAUGUGAUGCCUCUUGUAGCUGGUAUCAAAUGAAUUUAUAUGAUAGUUAAAAUGAUUGGUUUGGUAA
This is a messenger RNA of Olea europaea var. sylvestris, 1942 nucleotides long. Its product is annotated as dihydrolipoyllysine-residue acetyltransferase component 5 of pyruvate dehydrogenase complex, chloroplastic-like. NCBI's taxonomy places the organism in Eukaryota, Viridiplantae, Streptophyta, Magnoliopsida, Lamiales, Oleaceae. Gene Ontology annotation, cellular component: pyruvate dehydrogenase complex; chloroplast thylakoid; chloroplast envelope. The record is from RefSeq and is a predicted model, not a curated record. Gene Ontology annotation, molecular function: dihydrolipoyllysine-residue acetyltransferase activity. Bases 138 to 1550 code for a protein of 470 amino acids. Gene Ontology annotation, biological process: pyruvate decarboxylation to acetyl-CoA. The transcript has 6 exons.